AGGGAGAGGGAUGGAGGAGACCAACCCACCGCCACCAUCAUCAUCGUCAUCAUCAUCAGUGAAUGUGCAGAGCGAGAGGAUGAAAAUUCAAAACCCUCCAGCUCCUGUUUCACUGCUGAGCUGAGUCAGAUGGGAACUGGCUAAUUCCUGGAUCCUCACUGGCAGAAAACACGAGGAAAGGAAGGGAUUAAGCUGCAAUCACGUUUCAUACUACGCAGGAAGAUUUUGGAUCUCACCUCCAUAACUGCUGGUGCUGGUUAGUCACAGGAAGCAGAGGGAAUCUUGAAAAAGGACUGAGGAAGAGGGGAGAAGGUUUGCAUAACUGAUCCACCUGGAUAUAGAGAGUGACUGACUAAUCUCUGGAAUAUCAUAACAGGAGCAGAAUGCAGCAUGGCUUUAACUGAGUGGUGCCUGAUUAAUUCCUGGAAGUGUUCCCUUUGACUGUGGGGACUGACUACUCCCUGAUACUUAAACCCUUUAGUCUUCCUGUGUGUGUUACUGAGGCUGGAACCUGACUAAUACCUGGAAUCACUGACUGCCUUACUGCCCUGAAUACCCCUCCCUCCUCCCUGCUGCUACAGGAACUGGACUGUGUUAAAGGUCUACAGCCUCCCCUCUGGGACCUGGUUAGUCUUUGGAUCAGCGUGUCUGGCAUGUUCUGUUUCUGCCUGCAGAGUUCCCUGCUGAAGCUCCAGGCACUGGAGGUGGACGGGGCCCCUUCGUUGGGUCCAUCUCCUGAGGGGAGCCCUCCUGCUCUGGCCAGCAAGGAGCAGAAAAGCCCCUGUAGCUCGACUGAGCUUGGAGGAGAGAAGGAGGUGAAGACGCUCGCCCUGUGUCAUAACGUCGAUGAGAACAGCCCACCAGAGCUGCUGACAGUCCUCUGCAGACCUCCACAGUCGCCCAGACACCAGCCGCUGACCUCCAUCCAGCAGCCCCUGACCCCCGACGGAGCGCCAGCCGCCAGCCCCCACCACUCCCCCUACUCCACACAGAGGAGCAGCCCUGGGGGGGAGGGGGGAGGAGGAGGUGGAGGAGGAGAGGGAGGAGGAGGUGGGGCUCUACUCCAGCUGCUGGCAGGAGGACCGAGCCCCCUCCCCUCUCCCCGCUGCUCCAGCCUCAGCCACAGUCUGAGGUUCAACUCCGACCCCGACACAGCUCCAUCACCGCCCUGCAGCCAACAGUACAUGCUGUCUCGAGGUCGGGCUCGGACAGAGGCACCAGAAGAUGAAUGCCCAUCCUCUAUCCCGUUCCUCACCAGACAGAUCCAAACACUGAAGAAGAAAGUCCGCAGGUUCGAGGACCAGUUUGAGCAGGAGAUGAACUACAAGCCGUCUCAUAAUGAUAAAUAUUCAAAUCCAGAGAUGGUGAGAGUGAUGAAUGAGCUGGCAAAGGCUCGAAAACAGCUGAAAGAACUGCGACUCAGACAGUCAGUGUUUGAGUCGAAGGAGCAGGAAGGUCCGAGCAGCGACGUCUGCAGAUACAGUUCUGUCCAACAGGGGGCGUCUGAGCACAAACCAACACUGGAGGAAACAGUGGAGUCUCUGUUCAGACGAUUAAAGGAGAAAAGGCAAACACUGGGUCUUCCCGACAACAUGAAGGAGAUGACUCAGGCCCAGAUGGUUCUGGAGAAAAUCACUCUGCAGAAAUGCCUGCUGUACUUUGAGAGUCUGCAUGGCCGACCGGGUACAAAGCAGGAGAAGAACCUGGUGAAGCCUCUGUAUGACAGAUACCAGAUGAUCAAACAUUUACUGUGUGCCAGCCCAACCAUCAGCACCAUAGAGGAGGAGGACGAUGAUGCUUCAGAUGAAGAUGACUCAACAAGCUCGAUGACGGUUGAAGAAUGUCCUGUCCCGCCUCCUCGUAGGGUGACCAGACCGGCAUCCGGCGAGGAGGACAGUGACCGGGACAGUGAUCCUGCCUUUGUAUCCCCUAUGGACGAGGUGAAAGCAGUCCGUCAGCAACCUGUACUCACCAUGAGCAACCUGCAUGAAGCAUCCAGGUGUCAACUGCUGGAGUGUCUGCGGCAAACCAGAGCAGAGAAGAAGGCGAGGCGUAAAGUUCUGAGGGAGUUUGAGGAGGAGUUUCACCGCCAGACUGGAAGAAUCUGCCAAAAAGAAGAUCGGACUCCAAUGAAAGACGAAUACCAGGAGUACAAGCAGCUGAAAGCUAAACUCCGCCUCCUGGAAGUCCUGCUCAGCAAACAGGAAGACCCCAAAACCAUGUGAUAAUUUGUUACAGUCGUUAAUUCACUAAGUCAAACAUGUCACCUCUACAACCUUUAUUUAUGGACAGUAACUGUGUUUUAGCCUACAUUCCCAAUUGGAUUGACUUGGGUUUUGAUUGUUUAAAAGCUGGUAAUCCAACCUAUUUGAAGAUAAAAAUCCAAAAUCUAACACAUCUCAUAUUGUGAUGAAUCUCACAAAUGUACACAAUCGGCCAUUUUGGUGAAAUGUAGAGGCCAUUCUACUAUUGUUUCCUUCAAAUGUGAAAAUUCAAAGAGCAUUUAAAGCUGCAGGAGCUUAAAUGAGGGUGAAAAAAGACCACAAUGUUAAAAUAAUCACCUUCCUAAUGAAGCUCUUUCCUGUCUGUCCAAAUCAAAGGACUAAAUAUAAAGACAGACGAACUAUUGUUGUCAUGGAAGAGUAUUGACAUGGAGUAGAGCAGUAGAAUCACAGCCAGGUCACAUAUGAUGGUAUCAGAUCACUUAUAUUUAACCUUCAUAUCAGUUUAAAAUUGCCUGUUAUUUGACAAAACCUGCAUUGCAUCAUGGGAAAGAUCUCAUUCAUGCUGAAAACACAGGCUUGUUUCCUCUCAGACCAUUUUAACUACAAUAUACUGAAAGGUAAUUAUGGAACUUCACCCAGUGAUGCUAAAAAAAACUAUCAGUUUAAUAACAUGGAUCCACAAGUGUCUGCUGAUUGGACACAGUAUGACUCAUGCAUAAACAGUGCAGCCUGACUGGCAGCAUUUUGGUGUCUUAUCAAACCAAAACUGUUGUCAAUGAGGGAGACGCAAGUAUGACUAAGGUACUAAAUGCAGGAGAAAUGAGUGUGAAGCACUCAUUUGGAUGUAGCCAAAGACAUGGUACUGUUUAAGGCGGCAGAGAAUGUGGAUUUUAAAAUGCUAAUGCGGGCUGUAGAUCUGCGAUAUUUGCUUAGCCGAAAAUUAUUUCCAGUGUUAUUUGUCUUCAAUCAGAAUAUUUAAGACAAAUGUUGGAUGAAGUGUCAUUUUCACAUGACUAUUUAAUUGUUAUUUUAUUACCAAGGUAUUUUUUCACUGCCAUUUGCAACUCUUUAUUAAAUAUUUAUUUAGAUUAUCCAGUAAACUUAGAAUUAACUAUUAUUUUAUUACCAAAAUAAUGAUCUAUACAGGAAAUCCUUAGAAUACUGUGUAAGAAUUACCCAAAUAAAAAAUGUUUUGCCAUUAAGCAUCAUCACGAUCACUAACUCUGCAGGAAAUCCAGACACUUUACGUAUUUUAAUAAAACCUCAUUAAUGUAAACACGUGUUGAAAGUAUAAAUACUGUAGCAGAGUUUAUGAAGUUCAAUCAGUUUGGUUCUCUGUACUGAGCUGAACCAGCAUCCUGCAGCACAACAUGUGAUUCAAUAACUACAUUUGCCUGAUUCAAAGAAGAUAGUCCUACAUCUCAUACGUUAGAUUUAGCUAAACUUUACCUUUUACUGGACUGUGUGUGUGCCAAACUGAAAGCACUUUAAUCUGUCGGUGAGUUUGUGGAUGAAAGACGAGAGCUUGAAGACACUGAACCUCCUCCAUGUUCACGUUCGACUCUUCACUUCUUUCACCUUGAAGCUUAUACAAGUUUAUAGAUUCAUUUUCAAGAAGCCAUGAAUCGUUUCUUGAUAUUUAUUACUGACACAUCAAAAUGUAUAUACGAGAGGACUAUUAAUAUAGUGGUUGUUAAUCAUUAGUUCAGCAGAUAAAUCUUUUAAUACAUUAAUGUAAACAUAAGAAUGCAUCAAAAAUACAAAGCAGAAGUAUUAAAGUAACAAAUGUAAUGGAUGAUAUCUAGAAUCAUAUAUUUUUUUCCUGAAUGAGCCAAGAAAUAUAUUUUCAUAAAUAAGUCACUGUUCAGAUCAAUAUAAAUAUAUUUUAUUUAAUGAUUAAUAAUGAAUAUCUAUACAGUUAUGAUGUUGUAAUUUGUGUUUUCACAGGUAGACUACCUAAUUUACAGUAUAAUAUGAUUAUUGAAAGGUGAGGCUGCUGUUUGGUCAGAUUUAUCAUUUAUAGAGGCUCUAGUUGUUAUGAUGUACGGACAUGGUGACUUCUGGCGUACUGAUUCUUUCCAGAAUGCCAAAGGUUCUUGGAUGACAUACUAAUGUCACAGAAUGCCAUUUGAGAUUACCAUUUGCAUGAUGCACUGCACCCCACAAUCAUUACAGUCAAUAUGGAAACCUGAGUGAACUUUUGGCAUCCUGUAUGUUCACAUGAAAAUAAAAAAUCAGAAGCCUCACCAUGGUUUUAUAUUCAGGCAGCUUCACAUGAUGAACUGCAGCAGGUUCAGUGUCUUAUUGAGAUUUAUAUAAAACUGGAGAUCUUUGGAAUGAAAUUACAGUGUAAAAUUGUUAAUAUAUAUGAUGUUCUUCAAAACAGAAUCACUGAAUAAUGUGAAACGUAUCCAUAUCAUAGCACUUUAUGUUGAAAAAGGGAAUUUAUUUUUAUCCAAAGUCUAAUAUGCAAAAUGAUCUGUAUGUAGAGAUCGCUUACAGUUUCUGUUUUACAGAACAAACAUUAGUCGCAUGUUAUUGUGAAAAACCUAUCUGCCCUCUUGUAAAUAAUCUUUACUGUGUCUCCAUGAAUGUCAGAGUUGUAAAAAAAAAAAAAAAAGGGCUUGAACUUCCAAAGUAUAUCCAUAAAUAAACUUGUUGGUAUCCUGGUACAUGAAUAUUAAGAGAAAUGUGCAGUAUUUUCAGUAUUCUGCUGUUAGAUUAAUGAAAUCCAAAAACCUGUGUGUGUUUGUAUUGUCCUGAUCCUGUUACAAUGUGUUAAAUGAUCACAGAGGCUCAAUUUUUACCAAAUCCGGCUCUUGUUUUUUUGGGGGUUUUUUUUGUAUUAAACUGUGCAUGUCAUGGUUUAUUUAUGCCUGACAGUUAUUCAUGGAUUCAUGCUACAAUGAUAUCAAAAAGUUCCUGUGUUGUGCAAAUAUGGUUUGCCUGACAAAUUUGUUAUACAGUUGAAAAUAAAUAUUUUUGCUAUAAA
Messenger RNA from Sphaeramia orbicularis (orbiculate cardinalfish), 5217 nucleotides. RefSeq names its product protein FAM13C-like. Lineage: Eukaryota; Metazoa; Chordata; Actinopteri; Kurtiformes; Apogonidae. The record is from RefSeq and is a predicted model, not a curated record. The transcript has 11 exons. Bases 654 to 2225 code for a protein of 523 amino acids.